AUGGAAGGAAUUGUUCAGGAAGUAAUACAGUGCAUGCUUGGAGCAAUUGUAAGGAACAAUGCAAUCCAGAUGAUAAUUCUCUACUCGGUGUUUUAUUUCACAAGGUGUGCAAAGCGCCCGGAUGUAUUCUACAGCGGAAUGAAAAGGGACUCUGUCUUCAAGAUGGGGAGCCUGCAUAGAAGCUAUUAUCCCCUAUUUUUUGCACCCUUUGGAACCAUCCAGACCGUUCUUCAACUAUUCCGAAGGCCCAUGUUCCUUGAGAGAAUAAGUAUUCAGGUGAAGACGCCCCACAACGGGUCGAUCCUGCUUGACCUUGUGGAAGGUGACAAAAAUUCCAAGAAGAAUGCACUUCUAGUCCACGGAUUCAAUGGGUCGGGAAACUCAACGUACAUGAGGGGACUGGCAGGGCAUCUUUCAAAAGAAGGGUACAGAGUCUUCUGCUUUAAUGCAAGAGGUAUCAGGUCGAAGCUCAAUAGUCCUGUGUUUUUCCAUAUAGGAUGGACAGUGGACUUGAAGGCAGCCGUGGAGUUUAUUCUUUGUGACUAUCAAGGGACACUGGAGAUAUUUGGGUUCAGCAUGGGAGCCAACUGGGUAGCAAAGUUUUUUGGAGAGGAGAAGCUCGAUCCCAGAAUAAUAAAGGGAGGGGCUGUGUGUCUUCCAUUUGACUUCUUCAAAAUAGGAAUCCACUUUCUGAAGAAUCCGUACACUAGGCUAUUCAACAAACUACUGGCAAUGAACUUUGUAAAGUAUAUCAACAGAAACAAGGAUGUAUUUAGAGAUGCAGGGUAUGACAUGAAUAUGAUAAGAAAGUGCAGUAGCGUCCAGCAGAUAGACAUGAUGGUAACAACAAAAAUCUUCGAUAUCAAGGACGUCAAUGAGUACUACAAAAACCAGUCGUGUGUGAACUACAUCGAUCAAAUAAGUGUUCCUUUCAUCAUACUCAACACAUACGACGACCCGAUCAUCCCCCCAUUUUCAAUAGACAAGGAAGUGUGCAUGAGGAACAAAAACAUACUGUUGGUAAUAGCUCACAAGGGAGGGCAUCUGGGCUUUCUGUCAAAUAGGCUGGAUAGAACUUGGGCAGAAGAUGUUCUAAUGGACUUUGUCAAGCACUUCUAG
Messenger RNA from Encephalitozoon intestinalis ATCC 50506, 1119 nucleotides. Its product is annotated as alpha/beta hydrolase fold protein. The transcript has a single exon. The record is from RefSeq and is a predicted model, not a curated record. Bases 1 to 1119 code for a protein of 372 amino acids. Gene Ontology annotation, molecular function: monoacylglycerol lipase activity; short-chain carboxylesterase activity. NCBI's taxonomy places the organism in Eukaryota, Fungi, Microsporidia, Unikaryonidae.